UUAAAGAUCUUUUAUAUGGUUACAUUGAGAUUUUUUGGCUCAUUGCAUGUCACAUCAAAUUCUUUCUUCAAUGAAUUGAUUUACAUGCAUACAAACUUGUUGCAAUUGUGUAAAAAUAAAGAUAGUAUUUUAAGUGGAAUGACGAUGAAUAUGAUGUUAAAGUUUGAGAAGUAUUGGGGUUGUGAAGUAAAUCAGAAUUUUUUGUUAUAUAUGGCUAAUGUCUUAGAUACACGUUUGAAGUUGAAAUAUGUGAAAUUUUGUUUUGGUGAUUUGUAUGAUCAUGACAAAGCACAAUUGCUAACAAAUAAGGUGAAAGAUACUUUGGUGAGCUUGUAUGAGUUUUCUUUGAAAAUUGAUGAAGUGGUGGAUAAUAAUAGGCAUAAACAGGAUAGUGCUAUUGAUGAUGUGGAGGUAGAUGUUAACACUUUGGCUCGAUUCAAAAGACAUUUGCAGGAGGAGGAUAGUGUGGAAAAUAAAAAUGAGGUUGAGAGGUAUUUGAUUGACGGUUGUGAGGAUCCUAAUGAUGAUAAGUUAGAUAUUUUAGGUUGGUGGAAAAGUAAUGCUUUGAAAUAUAAGACACUUUCAAAGGUUGCACAACAUGUUCUGGCUAUUCCUAUAUCCACAGUGGCUUCUGAAUCAGCAUUUGGCACAGGUGGUUGUGUACUUGAUCAAUUUCGAAGUUAUCUAUCUCCAGCAACUGUUCAAACACUCAUUUGUUGUCAAAAUUGGUUGCAUCAUGGAUCAAUUUCAACUGAUAUUAGAAGCUUGAUAAAUGAUCUUGAAACCUACGAAAACCUUGAGUCAGAAUUUGGUGGAAAGUUACAUUUAGUAACGGAUGAUAAUUAGUUCAAAAGUUACUUUGAUGGUAAAAAACUACUUUUUUAUUUUUACAUAUUCUAAUUUAUUUUAUCAUGUUAUAAUUUUAGAUCUUGAUUUUCAGGUUUUGAUGUCAAUGGUAUUACAGAAUCAAAGUGCAAUGUUCUUGUCAUCAUGAUGUGCUUUUUGAUUGGGAUGAUGUGCACAAUGAAGAUUUAUAUUUUUUGCAUGAAGUGUUUUAUUUUUUAUGGCAAUGUUAUUUGUUGUUUUUUUUUAAGCCCUUUUGAGGCAAUGCUUUGUAAUUUAAAUUUUAAUUU
Molecule: messenger RNA, 1133 nt
Organism: Populus trichocarpa (black cottonwood)
Lineage: Eukaryota; Viridiplantae; Streptophyta; Magnoliopsida; Malpighiales; Salicaceae
Product: zinc finger BED domain-containing protein RICESLEEPER 1-like
Exons: 2
Coding region: 16-846 (276 amino acids)
Molecular function (GO): DNA binding; protein dimerization activity
Source: RefSeq, a predicted model, not a curated record